Molecule: messenger RNA, 1390 nt
Organism: Stegodyphus dumicola
Lineage: Eukaryota; Metazoa; Arthropoda; Arachnida; Araneae; Eresidae
Source: RefSeq, a predicted model, not a curated record
UUUAAAAGUUAACUCUGUGUUAACAUAUGCUGUUUUUUUGCUUUAAAAUAUACUAUGAUUUUGAACAGAUGUGGUAGAACGUGGGCAGUGACCAUAAAAUCGAUUUCUCGUUGUGUCUAUACGAAAUGAAAAGCUGUAUUUCUUUCAAAAUUACUUUGCCGCGUCAUUUUAUCUUACAAAGCAUCGGUUAAUUCUAGGCACAUCAGAUGUUAUACUAUUAGAAAUCGAAGUCAGAUUUAAAUUCUACUCAUCAGUGAUGGCUCGAGAAAAAAUGUUUGAACCUGCAUUUCAAAAAGCUUUUACUGAAGCUAUUCAUAAAGAAAAUAAAAUACGCGUACAGUGGCACUUAGUGCAUGGCCGGAAACCCACCGAAGAGUCGUGUCUCUGGGAUGAUGAACCAGAUGACGAUGAUGAAGACUUUGUUCCAGAAAAAGAGACUGAACCAGUUAGCGAAGCAUCUUCAGAAAUCAAGAGGCAGUUGCCACCCAUUCUCGAAGACGAGACACCAGAAAUCGUUGAACUUCCGAAACCUAUGAAACCUGUUCCAACUAAAGUGAAAAGGCGCCUUUAUAAAGGUCUGAGUCACUAUGGCGCAGGAAGAGCUGACUAUCUGAGGGAACGCUACAAAGAGUUACCAGAACAGAAAUUCUAUUUUCCCAUCUGUUCAUCUUGGGAAUACGGAUGGACAUACGGGCAAGAACAUGUUCUGGAAGGACCAACGCAUGGUCGCAGACAAAUAAUACGGACAUCGUUCUUUCGUCCGAAUGAUCCUCAACUUAAACCCCGGGACUGAUGAAGGAACAGCUUAUGAGAAUUUACGCUUUUGUAUCUAUUUAAAAACCUCGGAUAUUCCUUUACUUUAACAUGCCAUUGAUGUAGACAAAUCCAUAUCCUCGUACAUGAGAUGCAGCUUAAAUUUUAAAAGGAAUGUUUCAUCAGUAAUUUUUUUGGAUUAUCCCAAUUGUCUUUCAUAAUUUCCAUUAAUUCGACACUUAAUUAAACUUUAUUCUUUUCACAUAAACGGAUUUGUUUAAUAUUAUGUGCGGAGCCGGGACAAGGGGGAAGCAAACUUGUCUUGUCUCAGGUGAACAUUUCGAAGGAGCGCUAAAUAGCUAUAGAAGUUUAAAAAUUCAUUUUAAAAAUAAAUUAUGAUUAUUAACUUUAGAAUACAUCAAGACGUAUCAAAAGAAUUGUGUGAUCUGCAAAAGAUUUCUCUGCGUAAUGCACUCAGAGAAAAAUUAAUCAAAUAAAUUUAUUCUAAAAUGUGCUGAAUACUGUAGAGCAGGAGUUCUCCACCGGUGGUACGCAAGAGAAAAAUAUGUGGUACGCAAAGAAGCAAAGUAUUUUUAACUAUUAAAUUCAAAAAUUAAAACCCCAACAUCCUGAUUGA